CUACAUCCGUUUUUGUUAGUAAAAUAAAGUCACAAAUGGGUACAAAUUGUUCUUGCCACAUUAGGAGGAAAAAAAAAGGCACCCAACUUUUCUAGACAAGUACCAAAGGGUGGAAAUUUCCUGGUCAACAAAAUCGACAGUGCGAUUCAUUGUUGGGGUAAAAACUUUGCAGGUCCACUUAAAAAUUAAACACACUCAUAACUCUUGCAUGGCCUAUAAAAUCCUGUGCGCAUGCAGCAGAUGUAGCCACCAAAUAAUCUAGCUUCAGACCAGAUAUCAGCAAGAACACCACCAUAUCUAAAAGAUGGCAGCACUUCAAUACAACUGCGAUGCCGGACUUGCAAAGGCUCCUACCUUUCACCCAAGCCUGUGGGGUGAUUUCUUCCUGACAUACCAGCCGCCUACUGCACCUCAGCAUGUGUACAUGAAAGAGCGAGCUGAGCUGUUAAAGGAAGAAGUUAGGGAGAUUGUAAAGGGGACAAAUGAACUACCAAAAUUAUUGGAUCUUAUAAUCACACUGCAACGGCUUGGACUAGAUAACCACUAUGAGAUAGAGAUUGAUGAGCACCUGCACUUUAUUUACAAUUCUAGUUGCGAUGUCAAAGAUCUGAAUUUGGUUUCACUGCGAUUUUAUCUUCUAAGGAAGAAUGGCUAUGAUGUGUCAUCUGAUGUAUUUCUAAAUUUCAAAGACAAGGAUGGAAAUUUUGCUUCUGAUGAUAUCAGAAGUCUUUUGAGCUUAUAUAAUGCAGCAUACCUUAGAACUCAUGGCGAGGAAGUACUUGAUGAAGCCAUUAUAUUCACUAGAAGACACCUUGAAGCCGCAUUGACCUCAUUAGAAUCCAAAUUAGCAGAUGAAGUCUCUUUGUCCCUUCAAACGCCUCUCUUCCGGAGGGUUAGAAUACUGGAAACAAGGAACUAUAUCCCUAUUUACGAAAUGGAGCCCUCACGGAAUGAAGCCAUGUUAGAGUUUGCAAAACUGAACUUCAACCUCCUUCAAAUUCUUUAUUGUGAGGAGUUGAAAACAGUCACAGCGUGGUGGAAGCAGCUUAAUAUUGAAACAGAUUUAAGUUUUAUUCGAGACAGAAUAGUUGAAAUGCAUUUCUGGAUGGCAGGAGCAUGCUCUGAGCCCAAAUAUUCUCUUUCACGAGUUAUACUCACGAAAAUGACAGCCUUUAUCACCAUACUAGAUGAUAUAAUUGAUACCCACAGUACAACAGAGGAGGGCAAGCUGCUUGCCAAAGCAAUAGACAGGUGCAGUCAAGACGCGAAUGAAGUACUUCCAGACUACAUGAAGCACUUCUACAUGUUUUUAUUGAAGACAUUUGAUUCUUGUGAGGAUGAGCUAGGACCAAACAAAAGAUAUCGGGUGUUUUAUCUCAAAGAAAUGUUAAAGAUAUUAGUCCGAGGAUACUCUCAGGAGAUAGAAUGGCGUGAUGAACAUUAUGUUCCUGAAACAAUUGACAAACAUCUAGAAAUUUCAAGAGUAACUGUUGGAGCUUUUCAACUGGCAUGCUCUUCAUUUGUUGGGAUGGGUGAUAUCAUAACAAAGGAAGUUCUCGAUUGGCUUUUGACAUAUCCAGAACUUCUCAAGUGUUUCACAACGUUUGUACGACUAUCCAAUGAUAUUACAUCAACAGAGCGCGAGCAAACUGGAGGGCAUCAUGCUUCAACUGUCCAAUGUUAUAUGUUGCAGCAUAGCACAACGAUGCAUGAUGCAUGUGAGAAGAUAAAAGGUCUAAUUGAAGAUUCAUGGAAGGAUAUGAUGCAACUCUACCUUACACCAACAGAACAGUCGAAGGUUGUGGCACAGACAGUUGUUGACUUUGCAAGGACUGGUGAUUACAUGUACAAGAAAACUGAUGCAUUUACUUUUUCCCAUACGAUCAAAGAUAUGAUAGCAUUGCUGUAUGUGGAGCCAAUAUUGUUCUAAACUGCAGAGGCCAGACAAGACCCAUUUACCAGCUAUCAUACUUCAGAAUGUAGUGUUUAAUUACUUUCAUCAGUAUAUAGAAUAACUUGGUGACUGCUAGACUUGUGUUCAGAAAUCUUGGCAGUUAAGGUAGUGUAAGAAAUGUUGUAAUAGGUAAAGUACAAAACACUAUCAUUAGCCCAUUAUAUAAAUGUAUUGUGUUACCCUCCCAAAUGACAUUUGUGCCUUUUUUUCCUUUUUUGCAUACAUUGUUUUGUUUCAAUCUCUCUAAAACUACUGGUGAUGCAAAAAAACAUGACAAUACUAGGUUUGUUAAAAUGCUUUUUAUGAGCAGGUGUUCAUUAUCACAUUUUGCUGUAUAUCAUCCUCAUGAGUCCCAGAA
Sorghum bicolor (sorghum) is the source of this 2312-nucleotide messenger RNA. RefSeq names its product zingiberene synthase. The record is from RefSeq and is a predicted model, not a curated record. Gene Ontology annotation, molecular function: magnesium ion binding; terpene synthase activity. The transcript has 7 exons. Gene Ontology annotation, biological process: diterpenoid biosynthetic process. NCBI's taxonomy places the organism in Eukaryota, Viridiplantae, Streptophyta, Magnoliopsida, Poales, Poaceae. Bases 305 to 1930 code for a protein of 541 amino acids.